Molecule: messenger RNA, 1580 nt
Organism: Ananas comosus (pineapple)
Lineage: Eukaryota; Viridiplantae; Streptophyta; Magnoliopsida; Poales; Bromeliaceae
Product: probable magnesium transporter NIPA3
Exons: 8
Coding region: 238-1182 (314 amino acids)
Biological process (GO): magnesium ion transport
Cellular component (GO): membrane
Molecular function (GO): magnesium ion transmembrane transporter activity
Source: RefSeq, a predicted model, not a curated record
CCUCCCCUCCCCCUCUCUCUUUCCCCUCCCCCUCUUCGUCUCCCCCACCCCAAAAUCAAGCUUUUUUCCGCCCUAAUUUCGAAUCAAAUCAAGGGGAAUUAGGGUUUUCAACUUGAUUUUGAUCCGUUCGGAGGAGGCAUUUGGGGAAUUUGGGGAAUUUGGGGAUCUUUUUUCUCCUUUUGUGUGUGUGCGUGUGUGUGUGUGUGUGUGGGUGGGUGGAUAGGUGGGUUUGGAUUUAUGGGGGUGUCGACGGACAACCUCCGGGGGCUGGUGUUGGCUCUUUCGUCGAGCGUCUUCAUCGGCUCGAGCUUCAUCGUGAAGAAGAAGGGGCUCAAGAGAGCCGGGGCUUCCGGCGUCAGAGCAGGGUCAGGAGGGUUCUCAUACUUGCUAGAGCCUUUGUGGUGGGCUGGAAUGAUUACCAUGAUAGUCGGUGAAAUCGCUAACUUUGCUGCUUAUGCAUUCGCCCCAGCAAUACUUGUAACUCCUUUGGGUGCACUCAGUAUUAUUGUUAGUGCAGUGCUUGCACAUUUUAUUUUAAAGGAGAAGUUACACAUAUUCGGUGUGCUUGGGUGCGUUCUUUGUGUGGUGGGUUCAACGAGUAUCGUUUUGCAUGCCCCUAGAGAGAAGGAUAUUGAAUCAGUUAAGCAAGUAUGGUAUCUCGCAACUGAACCAGGUUUCAUUGCUUACUCUUGUGUAGUAGUCUUCUUGGUUCUUUUCCUUAUAGUGCAAUUAGUUCCACGUUACGGUCAAAGCCAUAUGAUUGUAUAUGUUGGAAUCUGCUCUCUCGUUGGUUCCCUUACGGUUAUGAGCGUGAAAGCUUUAGCUAUUGCCUUAAAGCUAACUUAUUCUGGAAUGAAUCAGUUCAUAUAUGCUCAGACUUGGUUUUUCACAUUUGUCGUUCUCACCUGUUGCCUCAUGCAAAUGAACUAUCUGAACAAGGCACUGGACACCUUCAAUACUGCUGUCGUAUCUCCGGUUUACUAUGUGAUGUUCACUUCUCUCACAAUUUUUGCUAGCAUGAUUAUGUUUAAGGACUGGGACUCGCAAAACGCGUCGCAAAUAGUAACCGAGCUGUGCGGAUUCAUCACUAUCCUUUCCGGAACUUUCCUCCUACAUAAAACCAUGGACAUGGGUCAGAGCACACCCAAAGAGGCCACCACAGCAGCUCAGAGCAACUCAUAGGAAUUACAAGAACAGCGAAAAAGAAGAACAUAAAUUCUCACAUUCUUUCAUUCUUUGAUCAAGCUUCUAUCUUUUCAAUGCACAGUUGAAUUCAAUUAUUAACUCAAACAUGCGAACGUCUUCGUGGCUUUUUGUUAUAUCAUUCUAAGGUAAAAACGAAGCAGGAUCAAAGCGCGUGUCGUCCUGCAUGAGCAAAGUGAACAGCUUACAUUGGAGCUGUGAGCAGUGAUUCUUCUUUUGGAAGUUCCAAAGUAGAGCAGUCACAUUUUUGAAAUUUGAGUUUGAUUUAUGAAUCCACAUGAUGUAAAUUUUUGUUUGUAUGUUGGUUAUGGGCUAUUCAAGGUUACUUCUGUUUUUGGAGGUGAUGUAGAAAUGAAUAAGGGGUUUUUUCUUUGUCU